This is a messenger RNA of Aspergillus steynii IBT 23096, 1146 nucleotides long. RefSeq names its product phosphatidylserine decarboxylase. The coding region runs from base 1 to 1146 and encodes 381 amino acids. NCBI's taxonomy places the organism in Eukaryota, Fungi, Ascomycota, Eurotiomycetes, Eurotiales, Aspergillaceae. Gene Ontology annotation, biological process: phospholipid biosynthetic process. The record is from RefSeq and is a predicted model, not a curated record. Gene Ontology annotation, molecular function: phosphatidylserine decarboxylase activity. The transcript has a single exon.
AUGCAUGACAAACCAGUGAGCAUCGUUGCUAUUCUCUCGGCUGCAAUUGCCCAGGACAAGUACUGGGAAAAUGCCUUUAAAAAGGCCGUGGCAAACGCCCAGAUUGAGGCCCCAAUUGCAACCAAGAGACACGGCAUCACCUCUCUCAACGGGUUUUACACAUUCCUAAGCAACCUCUUAACAUGGGUGCCUGUGGAAAACAGCACCUCAGGCGAGGUCCUCGAGAGGCUAAUGCUCAUUCACUUCAUUUUCAACCAAAAGCCCAUAUACAAACUGCAAAGUCCAAUCCACCCCUCCACGGCAAGAGCGCCUUUGUCCUGGCUCUCUCAGUGGAUGAUAGUCUACGCAAAAUGCCUAGGUCUCUUUCUCGACACACCAGACUCCCUCACCGAACAGUCGUUGCAAACGUUCAGAGGAUCACCACACUAUCGACUUGAAGACUACAUCGAGCCCGAAGGCGGCUGGAAGAGCUUCAACGAGUUCUUCGCGCGACAAAUCAAACCUGAUCGUCGCCCGAUAGCCGAAAAAGAAACCCCGCCCACCAUCGUGAGCCCUGUGGACUGCGGAUUUGCGGGCUCCUGGCCAGUGGACGAUACUGGACGCGUUACCUUCAAAGGAAUCCCCUGGGAGAUGACCGAGCUCCUCCAGGACAGCCAAUACGCGGACGAAUUCAAAGGGGGAACAUUCAUGCACUUCUUCUUAACGACUACCAAUUAUCACAGACAGCAUGCGCCGGUAUCCGGGCAGGUCCUAGAGGCGAAGACAAUCCAAGGACAGGUCUUUCUGGAGGUCACUCCAGCGGAGGGAUCAUUGGAAUCACGAAGGAAGAGCAAGCCUACGGGAAGCUCGUUGAUCGCUGUCGAUGGAGAAGGCUUCCAAUGGUGUCAGACGCGCGGCCUCGUUGUGCUUGAUACCCCGGUGGGCCUGGUCGCAGUUCUACCUGUUGGGAUGAGCCAGGUGUCUUCUGUGAGGUUUACAGUUCGUGAGGGCGAUGAGCUACGCAAAGGAGAUGAGAUGUCGUUUUUUCAGUUCGGUGGGUCUGAUGUCGUGCUGGUCUUUCAGCAGUCGAGUCAUGUGGAAACUUUUGUUGAUCCUGAUCAACCGCUCAAAAUGGGCGAGAGGAUCGGAAGGUCUAUGGCAUAUUAA